UUUUCCAGAUCUCAAACAAACUCUCCUAAUUAACUGUGUUUACUUUUGAAAUUUUCAAAAUCUAACAAUCAACAAAAACACGAAGAACCAAAAGAACAAAAACUGCUCCUACAUUAUUAUUAUUGCUGCAUGUGUUUCAUAACGCAAACCAAAUCAGAGCAAGCAAGUCAAGAAAAGAUCCGCAAUGGAAACACGAUCCACAAAGCGCAAGAAGAUUGCUCAUCGGAAUCAAACGACAGCGAAAGGCGCUAACAAAAAGAAGGCCAUUGAUAGGAUCAGUGAUCUCCCUGACGCGAUUCUUCACCGCAUUCUCUUCCUCCUUCCCAUCAAAUGCAUUGCACAGAUGAGUGUUCUUUCAAAGAGGUGGAGAUUCCUCUGGACAACGUUUCCAGAUCUCGAUUUCACCACCAUCAGCCCUUUCACAAUAUCCCCGCCGACAACAAAAAACCGUUACAAAUUCUCAACCGUCAACCGCCACUCUGCCUCCUCAAGAAAGCCGGAUUUCAUCACGCAAGUUUUCUCGAUCCGCGAGAAGAAUUCCGACAUCAGAGUCCUCUGUUUUCGCGCCCGUUUAAGCUUCUCAAGGCUCAACAACCUGAUCCGAAGCGCCAUCCGUCACAACGUCAAAGAACUGGACGUCGAAGUCGCAACGGAAGUCGUUACAGAUGAUUAUUUCAACUUCCCUCGCUGCGUCAUCGGCAGCCAAUCCUUAAAAGUGUUAAAAUUGAAGUCCGGAUUUCGUCUCCCACCGUCCUCUAUCAUGAGGGACGGUUUCCAGUCUUUGCAAACACUCUCGUUAUCGCUAGUAAUUCUGUAUAAUCAGCCUUUUCUCUCCGAUUUGUUCUCCGAAUCAUCGUUUCCUCUUCUCAAGAAUUUGCACCUGGACAUGUGUUUCGGUUUGAAAUACCUCCGUGUUGGCUGCAAGGCUCUUGAAGAUUUCAGUUUACAGAAAUGUUUUCAGUUACAAGGGUUGGAUAUCUCGUGUGCGAAGCUCGAGAAUUUGAAGGUGGCGAGUUGUUUUGACGCUUAUAGUGAGAAGAGUUGGGUGAGAAUUAGUGCCCCGAAGCUUCAAAAUUUGGUUUGGCACUAUAAUGCGGUUACAGAUAUGAGUAUGUUUGAGGAUCAUUAUCAUCAUCAGUCCUCGUCGAAUUCAUUUUCGUUGUUCUGUGGUGAUGCUUCAGUUGGUUUCUUCAUACUGAAUGAGGAUGUUAGUAUUGGUAAGCUUCAAAGUGUGAAUAAUUUUUUGUCUGGACUCUCUCAUGCUCGUUCCUUGACUCUUGAAAGCCAAACCAUUGAGGUAAAGUAG
Molecule: messenger RNA, 1306 nt
Organism: Arachis ipaensis
Lineage: Eukaryota; Viridiplantae; Streptophyta; Magnoliopsida; Fabales; Fabaceae
Product: Protein with RNI-like/FBD-like domain
Molecular function (GO): protein binding
Source: RefSeq, a predicted model, not a curated record